Molecule: messenger RNA, 3842 nt
Organism: Manacus vitellinus (golden-collared manakin)
Lineage: Eukaryota; Metazoa; Chordata; Aves; Passeriformes; Pipridae
Gene: CNTNAP1
Product: contactin associated protein 1
Exons: 20
Coding region: 1-2973 (990 amino acids)
Source: RefSeq, a predicted model, not a curated record
AUGGAGGAAGGACCAUGCUACGAUGAGCUCGUCGCUCCCCUUUACUCCUACUCCAUCGGUGCCUCCUCCAGAUACAACAUCUUCUACUCGCCCAGCUUUGCCCGGCUGCACAGCACCAGCGGCUGGUCCCCCGAUCCCCGGGACAAGCAGCCCUGGCUCCAGAUCGACCUGAUGCAAAAGCACCGGAUCAACGCGGUGGCCACGCAGGGAACCUUCAACACCUAUGACUGGCUGACACGCUACAUCGUGCUCUACGGAGACCACCCCACCAGCUGGAAACCCUUCUUCCAGCAGGGCAGCAACUGGACGUUCUUUGGGAAUGUGAACGAGAGUGGGGUGGUGCGGCAUGACCUGCACUACCCCAUCCUUGCACGCUACAUCCGCAUCAUCCCAGUGGCAUGGAAUCCACGUGGGAAGAUCGGGCUGCGCCUGGGCCUCUACGGCUGCCCCUACCGAUCCCACGUGCUCUACUUUGAUGGGGAUGAUGCCAUCUCCUACCGUUUCCGGGCUAAGAGGGUCAGCACCUUUGAGGAUGACAUCUCCUUCAACUUCAAAACGCUGGAGCAGGACGGGGUGCUGAUGCAUGGAGAGGGCUCACAGGGUGACUACAUCACGGUGGAGCUCAAACAGGCUCAGCUCCUCCUGCACAUCAGCUUAGGCAGCAGCCCACUGCACGCCAGUGAGGGCCACACAACAGUGGCGGUGGGCAGCCUCCUGGAUGACCAGCACUGGCACUCACUGCACAUUGAGCGCCUCGGCCACUACGUCAACCUGACGCUGGACGGGGAGGUCAAGCGCUUCCGCUGCCGUGGCACCUUCAACCAGCUUGACCUCGAAACUGAGAUCUUCUUUGGGGGGGUGAUUGACCAGGACAAGCAGCACCUCACUUACCGGCAAAACUUCCGGGGCUGCGUGGAGAACAUCAUCUUCAAUGGGGUCAACAUCGCUGAGCUGGCCCGGCACCGGAGACCCAACAUCCGCUUCGAGGGCAGCGUGGGCCACUACUGCCAGGACCAGCUGAACACCCCCAUCACCUUUGCCGGCAUCAACAAUUACGUGCGGGUGCCAGGGAUCCCACGGAGGAACCGCCUGGCCGUCAGCUUCCGCUUCCGCUCCUGGGACACCACUGGGCUCCUGCUCUACACCAACUUCUCUGAUGGCCUGGGCUCUCUUGAGAUGGUGCUGAGUGAGGGGCAGGUCAAUGUCUCCAUUGUCCAGCCCGGCAAGAAGAAGCUGGAGUUUGCCGCAGGGUAUCGCCUGAAUGACGGCUUCUGGCACUCAGUGCACCUGGUGGCACGGGAAGGCUCAGCUGUUGUGACCAUUGAUGAUGAUGAUGGUGCUGAGUUUCGGGUGGCACACCCAUUCCAGCUCCGUACUGGCGGCCAAUACUUCUUUGGAGGCUGCCCCAAGCCAGCCUCAGUCACCGGCUGCAGGUCGAACCAGACAGCCUUCCAUGGCUGCCUGCAGAUGCUGAACGUGGACUUGCAGCCCGUGGAUGUGGAGCUGCUGGUGCAUCAGCGGCUGGCGCAGUACCACAAUGUGUUCUUCAACGUCUGCGGCAUCACAGACAGGUGCACCCCCAACCUGUGUGAGCAUGACAGCCGCUGCAUCCAGUCCUGGGAUGACUUCAUGUGCAUCUGCAACCUGACGGGGUACAAGGGGGAGACCUGUCACAAAUCCCUUUACAAAGAAUCAUGUGAUGCUUACCGGGUCAGCGGGAAAACCUCGGGCAACUACACCAUCGACCCGGAUGGCAGCGGGCCACUCAAACCCUUCAUGGUGUACUGUGACAUCCGAGUGGACCGAGCAUGGACCAUCAUCCAUCACAACCGCCACUACGCCACACGGGUGACGGGCUCCAGUGUGGACCAGCUCUACCUGGGGGCUGUAGAGUACUGGAAUGCCUCCUGGGCUGAGGUCUCAGCACUGGCCAAUGCCUCUGAGUACUGCGAGCAGCGCAUCGAGUUCCACUGCUACAACUCUCGCCUGCUCAACACUCCCUCUGGGCUGCCCUUCAGCUUCUGGAUGGGCCGGAAUGAUGAACGGCACUACUACUGGGGUGGCUCACGGCCGGGCAUCCAGCGCUGUGCCUGCGGGCUGGACAAGAACUGUGCCGACCCCCAGUACUUCUGCAACUGCGAUGCCGACCAUGCACUGUGGAGGACAGACAAAGGUCUGCUGACCUUUGUGGACCACUUGCCUGUCACCCAGGUUGUGGUUGGAGACACCAACCGCACUGGCUCUGAAGCCCAGUUCCUGCUGGGGCCCCUGCGAUGCUACGGAGACCGCAACACCUGGAACACCGUCUCCUUCAACAGGGGUGCAGCCCUGAUCUUCCCCACCUUCCAGGCCAAUCACAGCCUUGACAUCUCCUUCUACUUCAAGACUACUGCCCUAUCUGGAGUCUUCCUGGAGAACCCUGGCACCAGAAACUACAUCCGCAUUGAGCUCAACAGCAAGCUGGACUCUCCCAAAAACCUCUACCUGGGGCGUGUGAUGGAAACCGGUGUGAUUGACCCUGAGAUCCAGCGCUACAACACACCUGGCUUCUCAGGCUGCCUCUCAGGGGUGAAGUUCAACACCCUCGUGCCCCUCAAAACCAUCUUCCACCCCACCAGUGCCCUGCGACCCUACAGCAUUCGGGGGGAGCUGGUGGAGUCAAGCUGUGCCUCAAUGCUCCCCCUUACCACCAUACUCAUCCCUCCUGAGAUGGACCCCUGGUACAUGGGCAUAGAGUUCCCCCAUGUGCAUGAUGACGGCUGGAUUGGGAUCAUCAUUGGGUUUGUGAUCUUCCUGCUUCUGCUGUUGGGGGGGCUGCUGGCACUGCUGUACUUCUACCACCACCGCUACAAGGGCUCCUACCACACCAACGAACCCAAGGCCAUCCAGGACUACGGCAGCGCUACCAAACCAGCGUCGGCACGCAAGGACCAGAACUUGCCCCAGAUCCUGGAGGAGGCGAGAGGGGAAUAGCAGGGGCUGGGGGUGGGACAGGCUCACAGCCCCCACAUCCCCAAGACCUGCCCGGGGAUGAGCGAGCGUCGCGGGACCAAAGGGCCGAGCACACCUGAACUGCCAACAUCCUCCUCUGGACGGCCCAGACCGCACCGACCACCAUCUCCUCCCCGUGGCCACCACCGACCGGCCCCGGAUCACGGCUGUGACCUGCCGAGCCCCAACCCCACUCGCCCUGGGCACGGCGGCAGCCCCCUCGCCGGAGGCAGGCUGCUGCCCCCGCAGCUGCCAAAUCCCGCCUGGCCUCCCGUGGGGAGCCCCGGGCCCGGCCCCCACCCUCCCUGUGGCCGGGGGCACCCGGCUGCUGCCACCCGUUAGCGCUGCCCGCGUAGAUGACCCGCUGCUUUGCUCGCUUCGCCAGCGCCACGCAGAGCCACGAGCACUGGCCCCGCACAGCCGGGGCGCCGAGCAAUACCUUGCGCCGGCGCCGCGCAUGCCGCCGCUGCACCUUGCUGAGAUGCUGCUUUCGUAAGAUCAGGUACAGAUCCUUUCUACCAUUUUUGUUGCUGGAUAUUCUACUACACUCUGGGUUUUUUUAUUCUAUCGGUUUGUAUAAAAAAACCAAACGGAAGCUCCCGCGGGCCCGACGUUCCGCGUGUCAUGGUGCGUGGUCUGUAGUUUGCUACUUCUCUGUACGAAGUGCCAGUCCUGCUGAUAACCUCCAGCCCAGGGAAAGCUCCUGUUCACUCGCUGUGUUGUGGUAAGACGAUGUUACAGAAACGCAUUUAUCUACCCAAAGGCCUGGCUCCACUGGGCACUUUAUUUUUAAAAAUCCUGUUCUGUUGAAUGAGAUGUGAGGAUAAUCAAAUAAAGGCAGAAUGACGGCG